UUGACAGUACUUCGGUAAAAAAAUCAUUAAAAUAAAAAAAACCCUGCAUUCUGCUUUCGUGAUCAUUAAUGUCAGUGAACGGGAUUAAAAAAAAAAAAUAUAUCAAAAAUGGAACAAAAUGAUAUCGUAUCAAUUAGUGAUAACCAACUUGAGGAAUAUUUCCCAAAUCUACCUUCGGGACCAUUAGACAAAUUUAGAAAAAAUGCAUCAUUUAAUUGGCGUCGAAUGAAACUUAUCUAUGAAAACUUGAAUACGAUUGAAUUAAAAAAUGAUAUUUGGACAUUUAUGGAGACCCACCCCUUGUUCAAAUAUUCAGAUGCAACCCCAACCCUCGAUGAAGAGAGACAUAUAACCAUCAAGAGAAUGUAUGCCAUCUUCCAUGAAGAUUUUGCACCAUAUGAGAAAAUUAUUGAUGAUCCCAGAAGAUUGCAGGCUGAAUCCGAAGCUCUGUUUAUGUUUGACAGUUCGUUAGCAAUCAAGUUAUCAUUAACGUUUAGAUUGUUUUUUAACUCAAUACAAGGGAACGGCAGAUCUCAUCACUUUGAUAUCUUGGAUGAUCUCAGAGAGGGAAAGAUUGGAGGGUGUUUUGCAUUGACAGAGGUCUCGCACGGCUCAAAUGCAAAAGGAAUGAGAACAACCGCUACAUAUGUGCCUGAAAAGAAACAGUUUGUGUUGCACACACCAGAUUUUGAAGCUGCCAAAUUCUGGGUUGGAUGUCUUGGUAAAUGUGCCACCCAUGCAAUCCUAUAUGCUAAACUGAUUUCCAAGGGCAAAGAUCAUGGUCUCCACACAUUCCUUGUGCCAAUUCGGGACCCAAAAACGCUGAAGCCAUAUCCAGGGGUUAUAGUCGGUGAUAUUGGUGAGAAAAUCGGACUCAAUGGGGUUGAUAACGGAUUCGUUAUAUUUAAUAACUAUCACCUGCCGAAGGAAGCGGCUUUGGACAAAUUGGGCGGAGUUGAUGAUGAUGGUGAAUACAAAACGCCGAUCAGGGAUCCUAGCAAACGUUUCGGGGCUGCUAUGGGCAUAUUAUCCGGUGGUCGUGUCCACAUAACAGGAAUAAUAACAACAUACCUACAGAAGGCUAUCGUGAUCGCAGUCAGAUACUCCUGCGUGAGGAAGCAAUUCGGACCAGAUAACUCCACGGAGGAGCUGCCGGUGAUUGAAUAUCAGCAGCAGCAAAUCAGACUGCUGCCGUACUUGGCUGCUACAUAUGCAAUGAGAGUGUUCUCCGCCUGGCUAGGGGAGACACACGUCAACAUAGUGAUCAACAGCGCUAUGGGAACUAGCGACAAUCUGGCUGCUCAGCGUGGUAUGGAGAUGCAUGCUCUGUCAUCAGCUGUGAAGCCGGCACUGGGCUGGACCGCCCGCGACGGCAUACAGAACUGUAGAGAAGCGUGCGGUGGGCACGGAUACCUCAAAGCUUCGGGAUUAGGCGAUAUCCGGAAUGACAACGACGCGAACUGCACGUACGAAGGCGAGAACAGCCUCCUCCUGCAGCAGGCCAGCAAUUGGCUCCUGAACGUAUGGAGACGCCGCGAUGAGAUCACGGCUGACGACUCGCCGAUGGGCACCCUCGGCUUCCUGGAGAACGUGGACCGACUUCUACAGGAGAAGUGUCAGUGGAACACUAUUGAUGAGAUGAUUGAACCCAGCAAUAUAAUUCAUAUGUACAAAUGGCUGACUGCAUACACCCUAAAGAUGACGUACGAGAAAGUCUCCAAACUCAAGGAAGAGGGCAGAGACAACUUCCAGGCUAAGAACGACUCGCAGGCGUAUAAUGCAGUCACACUGUCUGUUGUUUAUGGAGAGAACCAUGUACUAAAUCAUUUCUACAACACAGUGAAGAUAUUCGAAGAUGUCUCAUGCAGGCGUGUUCUACUGAGGCUGGUAUCACUGUACGGCGCGUUUAUAUUGGAAAAACAUCUGGCAACAUUGUAUAUUGGAGGAUACUUGUCUGGGCCCCAGGGUCUGCUCCUCCGGGACGGCAUCCUGCGGUUGUGUUCCCAGGUUGCGCCCGAUGCAGUCGCUCUGGUGGAUACUCUGGCCCCUCCGGACUGGUGCCUUAAGUCUGUUCUUGGAAAAUCGGAUGGAGAGGCGUAUAAACAUAUCCAGAGCAGCGUGAUGACCUACCCUGGUGCUUUGGAGAGGCCGGAGUGGUGGAAGGACGUUGUCUACUGGCGAUCGUACACACCCGCCAAACUCUAAAUUGUACAUCUACAUCUUGUAGCCAAUGUCUUGUUUCGUUUCUUUUGUUUUAUGUAUAUAU
This is a messenger RNA of Achroia grisella, 2266 nucleotides long. It is a transcript of the gene Acox3, whose product is annotated as peroxisomal acyl-coenzyme A oxidase 3. Gene Ontology annotation, biological process: lipid homeostasis; fatty acid beta-oxidation using acyl-CoA oxidase. Gene Ontology annotation, cellular component: peroxisome. Bases 109 to 2205 code for a protein of 698 amino acids. The transcript is spliced from 14 exons. Gene Ontology annotation, molecular function: pristanoyl-CoA oxidase activity; fatty acid binding; FAD binding. The record is from RefSeq and is a predicted model, not a curated record. Lineage: Eukaryota; Metazoa; Arthropoda; Insecta; Lepidoptera; Pyralidae.